UAAUGUGGUCUGGCCCUUUAAGGCUCAGCGCCGGGUCAGUGAGCAGUGUAGUGUUUUUCUAAUUGAUCUUCGCCCAAUCACCAAUAACUCGUUAGCAGUUCCGUGCUUUUAUUAUUCCUUGAAACCGUUUUUUUUCUUGUUGUAGCAAAUCAGCCCUCGGGCAGUGCCGUUAUACUUUCUGAAGAUCUCCAUGGAGCCUCUCAGAAGGACCUUGGCUUUCUUAAAGGAAAUACAAUUCUGCCGUCCAUGAAACAGCAGCCCUCGCCCCAACAUGACUAUUUUGGAAAAACGUUUCAGGCAAGAGAAGUUUUAAAGUGUCAGUGUGAGGUGUUACACGGCAGGGAAACGAAGCAAAACAAACCAAGAGCAACCCUGGAAGUUUCGAUGACCCUUUGAAUGAAACAUAAUCUGUCGAUAUUAGUGGCAAACGUUGGGACUGCGAUGACCUCCAGUACAGACAUGAAGGCAGGCUCCGCGUUGCAAUCUAGCGGCGAGGAGCGGAGACGGGGUCCGCUUGAUCAGCUUCCACCACCCGCUAACUCCAACAAGCCACUCACCCCGUUCAGCAUUGAGGAUAUUUUAAACAAGCCUUCCAUAAAGAAGUCCGUUGCCACCCUCUGUCCACCGAGGGUUUUGGAGAAAGUGACUGCCUCGAACGCAGUCAGGAACGGUAUAACCACUCCGUCCUCCCCGCUCUGCGCAUUGGAGGAACUUGCCAGCAAAACUUUUAAAGGUCUAGAAGUCAGCGUAAUCCAAGCAGCUGAAGGUCGCGAGCAUCUGAAUGCGUUUGGUCAGAGGCAGGCCUCUAAGAAGAGGAGGAAGUCCCGCACAGCCUUUACGAACCAUCAAAUCUAUGAACUGGAGAAGCGGUUUUUGUACCAAAAAUACUUGUCCCCAGCAGACAGAGACCAGAUAGCGCAACAACUGGGCCUUACGAAUGCCCAGGUUAUCACCUGGUUCCAGAAUAGACGGGCCAAGCUCAAGAGAGACUUGGAGGAGAUGAAGGCGGACGUAGAGUCGCUGAAGAAAAUACCCCCGCAGACGCUCCAGAAGUUGGUUGCCAUGGAAGACAUUGACGACCCCCAAGGAAGUUCGGGGGCUAUAUCGCCCAGUAUUUCUCCGUCCUCACAAGGUCACGGGGUCUUUCCCCAGUCUCCGGCUUCAUCUAGAGACCAAACCACGGACGAAUUUUCAGAGGAAGACGAAGAAAUUGAAGUGGACGAUUAAAAGUAACCGCCGUUUUUUGGAGGGAUGCUUUUCAUCUGCGCACGGACAAGGGGGAACAAUGUAAAAUGAAGGGGAAUUUUCUUUGUUUUUCUAUUUUAUUUAUUUAAAGGAUGGUUUAAAAAGAAACGCUCAUUAUUUCAGAUUGAGACGGCUUGAAAUUGACUCAAGUUUUAGAUAUGGAGAUAUUUCUUUAUCAGCUGCAACAAUGUAUGGUUGAAUGAAAAUGCAAGACUUUUUUCAAUGCAAUUUUGAAAAAUUCUCUGUGGUUUAUGGUACAGGAUCAAGACCGCAACGUAUGCCUGUGUAUGUAGGUUGACGUUCAUUUCACAAAGUUCAUGGGAAAGUCGUGCAAUUUGUGUUUUUUGAUAAAUCAUUGAUCACACUCACUUUUUUCAUAGCUGCUAAGGAAAUAUGGGUCUGCCGAAUCGGCAUUUUUCUCAUGUACGGACGUGUUGACGAAAUUACAAUUGAAAUUAUGGAUUGUCGAUAUGGCGUUUUGGUGUAAAAACGUGUCCCCAAAUGUUUAGGUUUUUAUUUACCUGAAUUUGCAUACCGACUAGUGUUUGUUUUUGACCUCAUAACUGAUCGACAGUAUGGCCUGAUUCUACAAGAAAAAUCCACAACAAAGCACCUAUCGUCAAACAGCUGUGUAUAUACUUUCAAUAAAUUAGAGACAUCUUAUUAUGGUAAUUUUAUUGUAACAUUCUAUUUAAUCACCAUCUAUGUAAAUAAAGGA
This is a messenger RNA of Anguilla anguilla (European eel), 1963 nucleotides long. RefSeq names its product ladybird homeobox 2 (gene lbx2). The record is from RefSeq and is a predicted model, not a curated record. Gene Ontology annotation, molecular function: DNA-binding transcription factor activity, RNA polymerase II-specific; DNA binding. The transcript is spliced from 2 exons. Lineage: Eukaryota; Metazoa; Chordata; Actinopteri; Anguilliformes; Anguillidae. The coding region runs from base 397 to 1227 and encodes 276 amino acids. Gene Ontology annotation, biological process: regulation of DNA-templated transcription.